Molecule: messenger RNA, 842 nt
Organism: Musa acuminata AAA Group (dessert banana)
Lineage: Eukaryota; Viridiplantae; Streptophyta; Magnoliopsida; Zingiberales; Musaceae
Product: bet1-like SNARE 1-1
Exons: 7
Coding region: 367-819 (150 amino acids)
Source: RefSeq, a predicted model, not a curated record
UUUCCGUACCUGUCUGCCGUGCGCGUGCAAAUAAAGUGCAUCAUUAAAACCGUGGAAAGAAAAUAAGAUGUCCCUCUUGGUCGAUCUCCCCCGAUCGAAAAAACCCGACGACAAGUUUGGCCACGCGAUCGGAGUAAACUUGUUUUCUUGCUCCCUGUUCAUCUCAUGUCGAUGAGUCAGUUGAUCGAUAUGUCUUUCAAUCGAUCUAUAUGCCUAGGGUUUCCGAUGCUUGUUAAUCGAUCCGAAGCUUCAAUAUCGCCCUUCUUGCAUUCUUGAGUUUAAUUUCCUCAAAUUGCUGAGAGACACGAGAAAGAAAAGAUUCUUUAGGAAAGGCAGAGGAUUUUUUUUCCUGAAGUUAGUGCACCCAUGAACUCAAGAAGGGAUUAUCACAGCAACAGAACUGCUCUUUUUUAUAGCAUUGAAGAAGGUGGGGUUCGAGCUUCAGCAUACUCAUCUCAUGAAAUUGAUGAGCAUGACAAUGAUCUUGCUAUGGAAGGGCUGCAAGAUAGAGUCAACAUUCUGAAGAGAUUGACAGGUGACAUACAUGGUGAGGUUGAGAGUCACAAUCGAAUGCUUGAUCGUAUGGGCAAUGAUAUGGAUUCAUCAAGGGGCAUCCUGUCUGGAACAAUGGAUCGCUUCAAGAUGGUUUUUGAGACGAAGUCGAGUCGUAGAAUGGCUACCCUGGUGGCAUCUUUUGUGGCCCUCUUCUUGCUCGUUUAUUUCUUGACCAAAUGGGUGGCACCUGAGUUGAGCGGUCAGUUGCUACCAGUCGGUCUCUUAAACUUGGUCAUCCAGCAGUGGUGCUUUAAUAAACCAUAAGAAAUGGUAAGGUGUCGAUUAUA